GGUUUUAACCAAGUAGUUCUACCCGGCACAGUACCAAAUAGUCUUAAAACACUCACAUUUGGUUAUGAUUUUAAACAAGCAGUUCCACCCGGCACAUUACCAAAUAGUCUUACAACACUCAUAUUCGGUCGUAGUUUUAACCAAGUAGUUCUACCCGGCACAUUACCAAAUAGUCUUACAACACUCUCAUUCGGUGAUGAUUAUAACCAAAUAGUUUCACCCGGCACAUUACCAAAUAGUCUCACAACACUCACAUUCGGUAAUGAUUUUAACCAAGUAGUUCUACCCGGAACACUACCAAAUAGUCUUACAGCACUCACAUUCGGU
Molecule: messenger RNA, 327 nt
Organism: Dictyostelium purpureum
Lineage: Eukaryota; Evosea; Eumycetozoa; Dictyosteliales; Dictyosteliaceae
Exons: 1
Source: RefSeq, a predicted model, not a curated record